Aspergillus steynii IBT 23096 is the source of this 630-nucleotide messenger RNA. RefSeq names its product ADP-ribose 1''-phosphate phosphatase. Gene Ontology annotation, biological process: peptidyl-glutamate ADP-deribosylation. The coding region runs from base 1 to 630 and encodes 209 amino acids. The transcript has 3 exons. NCBI's taxonomy places the organism in Eukaryota, Fungi, Ascomycota, Eurotiomycetes, Eurotiales, Aspergillaceae. The record is from RefSeq and is a predicted model, not a curated record.
AUGGAAAAGUCUCGUUCUGGCAAGAUUGAGGAGAUGGAAGGCGAUCUAUUCGACGCUCCAGAUGGGGCAGCCUUGAUCCAUGCCUGUAACUGCCAAGGGUGUUGGAGUGCCGGUAUUGCCAGGGCUUUUAGAACAAAGGCAAGUGAGUGGUUGAAAUACCCUGCUGCAUAUGCCAUCUACAAGGCACACUGUGAAAAGCUGAUGAAAUCAUCCAAAUCCAGCACCGUUCCUAGCACCAGUAGUGGUGUCUCUGGUGGCAGUAAUCAGUCGACUGGGAAUCCGCUAUCCCCGGAGGGAACUGCGCUCAUCAUCCCACCCCAGGAAAGAGACUACAGGGCAAGCAGUAGCACCAAGAAGCACUGGAUCAUUUGCCUCUUCACUUCACGCAACUUCGGAAGGAAGGCCAGCCCCCCUGAUGUCAUCCUCGCGAAUACCGAGCUUGCUGUGGCGGAUAUGAAGCGGCAGCUUGAGGAGCUUUGGCUUGAUGAGUCGGUGAUACUGCCGGUUAGUGGGCUUUGGUCAUGUCGGUUCAAUUCCGGGCUCUUCAGGGUUGAUUGGGGUCUGUCACGGAAGGUGUUGGAGAAUGCGGGGCUGGAUGUUGUGGUGGUUCGUCCUGAAGGCGAAGAGUGA